AUGGGCGAAGACAGUGUUAAAAGCACGAUUAAAAAUGAUAUUAAAACAUCAUUUUUAAUUGCAAACACAUUUAAUGCGCUGGUAGGUGGUCUAUUCCCUGUAACCGUGGGCACAGGCUGGUUCGUCACCGAAGGGUGUAUCCCCCCAUUGUUCUACGGUAUGGCGGUGGGGGUGCCGAUGUUUGCUCUCAGCGCGUUGGGCUUCUACGCUGCUUUUAAAGAGAAUAAGAAGAUGGCGAAUGCUUAUUCAGUGCUGAUAGGUCUGGUGGCGGCCGCAGAGACGCUGCUCGUGGCAGCACCCAUAUUUGGUGUAUUUUUUCCCGCCUUGGGCAACCAGGAGGUCCACGUAUACUUUUGCAUCUUUCACACCGGAAUCGUGCUAGUUGCAAUGGCGUCAGCUAUGUACCUGGCGAAGCAACUUCCCUCCGUGGAGACUCCGAUAACCUCCUCGGGGCACGGCUUCUGCAAGUGGCUGCUUUACGGAUUGCUCGGCGUAUUGGCUCUUGGAUAUUUCGUUAAUUAUUUUAGUGUGUAA
Cydia fagiglandana is the source of this 534-nucleotide messenger RNA. RefSeq lists its product as uncharacterized. The transcript has 4 exons. NCBI's taxonomy places the organism in Eukaryota, Metazoa, Arthropoda, Insecta, Lepidoptera, Tortricidae. The record is from RefSeq and is a predicted model, not a curated record. The coding region runs from base 1 to 534 and encodes 177 amino acids.